AUGGCAAAAUAUUUGCAGCAGCUACUGACAACGGUUCUAAUAUUAAAAAAGCAAUAUGACUUUGCAGUCCACAACAAUCAUGAUUUAGCCUGGAGUCGUUUAUUAUAUCUCAAACGUGCAAUUCAAUGCUUGGCAGAUGAAUUUGAAGAAAAUACGGAUAUAAUUACAAUUACUGAACCAAUUCUCAAGCACAAAAUAUUAGCCGAUUAUCAGUAA
Messenger RNA from Ambispora gerdemannii, 216 nucleotides. The record is from the annotation of a GenBank genome assembly. Lineage: Eukaryota; Fungi; Glomeromycota; Glomeromycetes; Archaeosporales; Ambisporaceae.